UGCAUUCGAUAAGGCACUCAUUUCGUCCGGUUGGUUACUGCAUUGUAAGCGAACGUCGCAUACCGUUAAACAGCUACAGUCGUGUCGCAUCCGUGAACAGAACGAGAUAUGUAAACGAUCGAACCGAAAGAAAGUGACAUAACCCCGAAAACCAUCGCGCAGCGUGCCGUUCGUUUCGUCUCAUCCAUUGUUUCCGGAUUAGUGUUCGUCAACUCAUUCAUCUCUUCGUCUUAACACAAAGCCCGAAUCACCGCUAGAACCAGGGGAUAUUAUUUUCAGUCAAAAUUCUACCCAUCAGGAGAAAAAUGGUUAACGCCUACGAUAUCUUCGGGGGCGUUUGCGUCUUCGUCGUUUCGGUUCAACUGCUGCGGAAGGUGUUUCCCUGGAUAUACGAGAACCUGCUCGGGCCGAAAGUGUUCGGCUCGGGGAUUAAGCUGAAGGAAAUGGGACAGUGGGCACUGGUCACCGGAGCAACGGAUGGAAUUGGCAAAGCCUACGCUAAAGCUCUAGCCAAGAAGGGCCUGAACGUGGUACUAGUCAGUCGGACACUUUCCAAGCUGGAGGAUGUCGCGAACGAAAUUGAAACCGAAUCGAAGGUCCACACCAAAAUUAUCGCAGUGGACUUCAGUACCGGACCGGAGAUCUACGAAACGAUCGAGUCCCAAACGGCCGACCUGGAGAUCGGCGUACUGGUUAACAACGUCGGUAUCAGCUACAGCCACCCGGAGUACUAUCUCAGCCUGCCGGAUUCGGCGAAGUUUGUCAACGGUUUAAUCGCAUGCAACAUUUUCUCCGUCACGCACAUGUGCAAAAUCUUUCUGCCCGGUAUGGUGGAACGCCGAAAGGGUGUAGUGAUCAACAUAUCGUCCAUGUCGGCCGUUAUUCCCGCACCGAUGCUCACCGUGUACGCAGCCACAAAAGCGUUCGUCGACAAAUUCAGUGACGAUCUGGCAACGGAAUAUGCCAAACACGGUGUAGUGGUACAGUCCGUACUGCCCGGCCCGGUAGCUACUAACAUGUCUAAAGUUCGCCGAGCCACCUGGAUGGUGUGCUCACCAAAAACGUUCGCCUCCAGUGCCCUCAGUACACUGGGAAUCGCUCGGCACACCACCGGGUACUAUCCGCACUCGUUGCUCCAGCUCAGUAUCGAUAUGAUUGGACUGGUUUCGCCGACCCUCUCGCGGAAUAUCACCCUUAAGACGAUGGAAAACAUUCGUGGUCGGGCAGUGAAACGGGCAGCAGCUACCAGCCAGCAGGAACCUAGCAAGUAGAAAAAAUGUCCGAGAUUGCCAGACUUUUCCCAGUCCCGUUAAGACCAUUACAAUUUCGUAACAACUACAAUCAAUGAAUCCUGCUGCAUAAUUUAUCUGAGCAAUAUGAGGCCGAUCGAGGCGGGAAGUGAGCGGAUGUGUGAAUUGCCACUUUCUAAGUUUUUGUUUCGCCGAAUUCCAGUUAUGUCGUUCUUUCUAUAGACUGCUAAUUACCAUAACAAAAAUGGCAUUUGUUACAACGUAGAAAAUAAUAAUGAGGAAUAUUAAUUGUUACAACCUAUGUAGGGAAAAUACAGUGGAUAAAUUCUUUUAAGGUUAAGAUUACACGA
Topomyia yanbarensis is the source of this 1600-nucleotide messenger RNA. Its product is annotated as very-long-chain 3-oxoacyl-CoA reductase-like. Gene Ontology annotation, cellular component: endoplasmic reticulum. The transcript has 5 exons. The record is from RefSeq and is a predicted model, not a curated record. Gene Ontology annotation, molecular function: oxidoreductase activity. NCBI's taxonomy places the organism in Eukaryota, Metazoa, Arthropoda, Insecta, Diptera, Culicidae. Bases 306 to 1271 code for a protein of 321 amino acids.